This is a messenger RNA of Rhizopus microsporus ATCC 52813, 516 nucleotides long. RefSeq lists its product as uncharacterized. The transcript has 5 exons. The record is from RefSeq and is a predicted model, not a curated record. Lineage: Eukaryota; Fungi; Mucoromycota; Mucoromycetes; Mucorales; Rhizopodaceae. Bases 1 to 516 code for a protein of 171 amino acids.
AUGAGAGCUCUCUUGUUAUUUAGUAGUUUGAUAAGUGGAUCUUUAGCACUUAUUAGAGACACUGGCGAAGAAUGCAUAGUGGUUACGCCCAUCGGUAACACAGUUGUAAAAGCUGGAGAAAAAAUGAAAAUACAGUGGUCUCAUUCGCAUAUAGAAGCGUUUGAAAAUAUCUAUCUGACCCAAACGGAUGGUGCUCAGAAGUCAGUUAUUAUCGCAUCUAAUGUACGAACAGAUCAAAGAAAGAUCACUGUCGAUCUCCCCAGGACACUUCUUCCUUCUAAUGCAUAUCGUUUGACAUUAGGUGAGCCACCUCAUCACUGUACUGUAGGAAAAUUGCGAAUCGUAGCAGCAACACCAGUAAUGGGUGAUCCAAACAAUUCUGAAAACGUUACGACAAUGCCUGGAGUUUAUCCUAAAGAGGAAGAUGGGGCAAGACAGCUAACGAACCAUGAUGCUAUCUUGUUGACUGGUUUAUUGGGUAUUGUCUAUAUAGUUUUACAAUUCCAUUUGAUGUGA